GAUUAAGAUAGCGAGGUCGCAAAAAGAGAUAUGUAGUAGGUAGAUUCGCGCUUCGAGGCCAUAUUCCGUAUACAAGUCCAUCAUUUGGUACUUCUUUGCUCUUCACACAUCGCAUACAAAACAUCAUCACAUAACACACAGCCAGCCACUUCACUCAAUGGCACCACACACUCUCACCCUAGACGACUCGCUUACACUCUUAAGACGUUCAGAGUACUGCGAAACAGCCUACGACUCUUCCUGCACAACGCACCGCACCAUCAUCCUCGUCAUCAUCAUUUUCGUCGGUGCCUUUGUCGGCGUCGUACUCAGCUUGGUGUACGUGCGAAGUCGCAGUCGCAGAUACGCUCGAGAACGCGCUGUGCGCGCCAAUGGUGGGCUGGGAAAUGGGCUCAAAGUGCUCGGAACUGAAGAUGGCGUAGCGACAGUGAGAUUACCGUCUGGAAGGAUGAUCAGGGGGAAGACGGGGGGUUGGGAUGAGAGAGGCGCAUUCGAGGCGCCACCACCACCACCAUAUAUGCCGAGAGUACCUGAGGUUGCUAGAGUAUACCGUUGAGAGAAGUGAGCCAGUGUCCACAAGAGAGGAUGUUCGCCGUUGUCGAGGAGCUGGCAACAAGGACGCUGUGUGCUCUCAUCGAGUUCGUCGACUCAUUACAGCGCCACUUCCCAGAGGCAAAGUGAGAAUGCAUCCACGGCCAAGAACAACUAUAGAACUCCGCAACAAGCCCGUGGCCCCUAUACUUCCACGAU
Alternaria alternata is the source of this 750-nucleotide messenger RNA. RefSeq lists its product as hypothetical. The transcript has a single exon. Bases 158 to 556 code for a protein of 132 amino acids. Lineage: Eukaryota; Fungi; Ascomycota; Dothideomycetes; Pleosporales; Pleosporaceae. The record is from RefSeq and is a predicted model, not a curated record.